Molecule: messenger RNA, 8214 nt
Organism: Alosa sapidissima (American shad)
Lineage: Eukaryota; Metazoa; Chordata; Actinopteri; Clupeiformes; Clupeidae
Gene: map3k13
Product: mitogen-activated protein kinase kinase kinase 13
Exons: 15
Coding region: 561-3902 (1113 amino acids)
Biological process (GO): JNK cascade; protein autophosphorylation
Molecular function (GO): ATP binding; JUN kinase kinase kinase activity
Source: RefSeq, a predicted model, not a curated record
UAACUACACUGUUUGACGGUCAUCUCCACUUUUAGUAUUUGCAUCAGGUGUUCAGUUUAGCUUUAUCUUAGCUCCAUCUUUUAGCACGUCUACACUACACUGUUCAAAUAAACGGUCUAGUAGCCUAUAAUGCGAAGAGAUGAGCCAGGGCUCCAUGAAAAUUGAACGACCCACGCACUUAGAUGGGUACCCCGUUUGCGAUGCGAAUGCGAUACAGCGUGAUCACAUUUAGGCUAUUUAUAGGAUCUCACUGAGUACGACAGGCGUUACAGGUGUAUGGUCGAGAAAACGCGGAAGUGACGUUAAUGCUCACAAGACAAGGAUUAAACCAUUGGAUUACUGUAAUUUGACGGCCAGAGCUGGAAUCCACCUCUCGGUCUCCGAGUGAAAAAUAAAAACGGUGACAGGCUUGAAGGGUCACGCCAGUUUUGUGAGGAGAACAGUCAGCACUGUACCAGGACAUGGUUAUCAGCUCUCAGAAAGGUCUCUCCAGUAGAAGUAUAAACUAGGCCCCUCCGUCAGCGUGUGGUCAGCGGUAGGCCAGCGAGGCGGGGCGUCCCAUGCACACGCCUAGCGGCACCAUGGGUAGUUCGCCCGAGGUUCUCUCCUGGACCUCCUGCCCAAGCCUGCUGGUGGGCAAGCUCAAGGAGGAGCUCAAGCUGACCGUGGUGGGGGGCGACGUGGCCGCCAAGAAGAACAGCAACCCCCCCAACCACCCCCCCAACGUGACCAACGCAGGGGGCAACCCCCAGGGCCCCCUGGCCCCUAUCUCCGUGCUCCUGCCCCCCUCUGGCGUGCCCGUCGCCCACCUGCCCCCCCAGAUCAUCACGGACCUGGCGCCCCCUACGCACCUGCCCGUGCCCCUCCAGCAGCUGACCCUCCCCGGCCGCGGCGGCCUCGGCUUGGGCAGCGGAGGCGAGGAGGAUUGUGCGCUGGGCGGCGUGAGCCCGCCCAUCACGGCGCUGAGCGAGGACUCCACGCGCGAGCAGGACCACUUCGAGAACAGCAUGCUGCAGCUCCAGGAGCACGAGGACGUGGAGGCCGAGUCGCCGGGCUCCUGCGGCCAGGGAGGGUGCCUCAGCGGCGGGGAGGAUGCCAACGAGGAGGGGGGUGGAGGUGGUGGAGGUGGAGGAGGUGGAGGGGGCGAUGGGUGCCCUGAGGACCAGCACGGAGGCGGGGACGGCAUGCACCCCCGAUGCCACCACCACCACCCGCACCCCGACGACAUCAAGCUGCACUUCCAGAGGGCUGGACAGACAGGGGGCUUCCUGGAAGGGCUCUUCGGAUGCCUGAAGCCUGUGUGGAACAUCAUCGGCAAGACCUACUCCACGGAGUAUAAGCUGCAGCAGCAAGACAUGUGGGAGGUUCCGUUUGAGGAGAUCUCGGAGCUGCAGUGGUUGGGCAGUGGGGCCCAGGGGGCCGUGUUCCUGGGCAAGUUCCGCUCCGAGGAGGUGGCCAUCAAGAAGGUCCGCGAGCAGAAGGAGACGGACAUCAAGCACCUGCGCAAACUCAAGCACCCCAACAUCAUCGCAUUCAAGGGUGUGUGCACCCAGGCCCCGUGCUAUUGCAUCAUCAUGGAGUACUGUGCCCAGGGCCAGCUGUACGAGGUGCUGCGGGCUGGACGCAAGGUGACCCCGCGCAUGCUGGUGGACUGGGCGUCCGGCAUCGCCAGCGGCAUGAACUACCUACAUCUGCACAAGAUCAUCCACAGAGACCUCAAAUCACCAAAUGUGUUGGUCACGCACAAUGACGCGGUGAAAAUCUCAGACUUCGGGACCUCCAAAGAGCUCAGUGACAAGAGCACCAAGAUGUCCUUUGCGGGGACGGUGGCCUGGAUGGCCCCCGAGGUGAUCAGGAACGAGCCAGUGUCAGAGAAGGUGGACAUCUGGUCGUUCGGGGUGGUUCUCUGGGAGCUGCUGACAGGCGAGAUCCCUUAUAAGGAUGUGGACUCGUCGGCUAUUAUCUGGGGCGUGGGCAGCAACAGCCUGCACCUGCCUGUGCCCUCCACCUGUCCCGACGGCUUCAAGAUCCUCAUGAAGCAGACGUGGCAGGGGAAGCCCAGGAACCGACCCUCGUUCCGCCAGAUCCUGCUGCACCUGGACAUCGCCUCUGCCGACAUCCUGGGAGCCCCUCAGGAGACCUACUUCAAGUCUCAGGCGGAAUGGCGAGAGGAAGUGAAGAAGCACUUUGAGAAGAUCAAGAGUGAGGGCACGUGCAUCCACCGCCUGGACGAGGAGCUCAUCCGCCGCAGGAGGGACGAGCUCAGGCAUGCUCUGGACAUCCGAGAGCACUAUGAGCGGAAGCUGGAGAGAGCCAAUAACCUCUACAUGGAGCUGAGCGCCAUCAUGCUGCAGCUGGAGGUCCGGGAGAAGGAGCUCAUGAAGAGGGAGCAGGCGGUGGAGAAGAAGUACCCGGGCAGCUACAAGCGCCCGAUGGUGCGGCCCAUCGUCAGGCCCAACGCCGUCGAGAAGCUCAUCAAGAAGAAGGGCAGCGUGUCGCACAAGCCCGGCACCCAGACGCCCAAGAGGCCUCCUGACCUGCUCCGGGCGGAUGGCAUCCCCAGUGUGGACCCCCUCCCCUCCCCAUCGCCCCUCUCCGGCAGCCCCAAGGUCUCCACGCCGCCUGGCAAGGCCCGCUACCGCAGCAAGCCGCGCCACCGCCGGGCAAACAGCAAGGGCAGCCACAACGACUUCCCCGGGGUCCUGAAGAGCAGCAGCACGGGGAUUAGCGGCGCGGCUAGCAGCGAGGAGCAGCAGCCUCUCCAGCAGCAGACACAGCAGCAGACACCUCAGCUCUACCACCACCACCACCACCUCCAGCAGCCCCAGCACCACCACCUCCCGACGCUGCCAGCAGAGGGCGCCCUGCUGCCGCUGAAGCGCCGGGAGAACGCGGUGGCCACCUGUGCCAACAACCUGCGGUACUUCGGUCCGGCAGCGGCGCUGCGCAGCCCGCAGACGGACCACUUCCAGCGCCUCGUGUCCAACCCCGACCUCAUCUCCACGGCCGUGGACGCCGACUCCCGGCGGGUCACCGGCACCGGCGACCUCGAUAACGGCAUUCCAGACGCCGCAGCAAGCAGCGAGGACGCCACCGCCGCUCCACUGCCCUCCACUGUGAUGGGCCUGGCCGUGUCCAGCUCCUCCCUGAGCUCGGGGCCGGGCCCGCUGUGUCCCUGCUGCCAGGCGCACCCUUACCCGGACUGCCCGCACUGCCAGGAGGAGAACGUGGCCCCCGCGGCCAGCCACCCCGAGAUGCCCCACUACUCCCUGCUCAGCACCUGUGAGGGCAAGCCCCAGCCGGCCGCGCCCCGUCUCGGGGAGCCCGCCUCCGACGCGGAGAACCAGGGCCGGCAGGGGGACAGGGAGCGGGCAGAGCAGGGCGCCCCGCGAAGCAGCCUCCCCCCUGGGGUCGUACGCAUGCUCCGGCCCCUCAGGAAGACUGGAGAUGACUCAUCAGAAGAGGAGGAAGGGGAGGUGGACAGUGAGGUGGAGUUUCCACGGAGACAGAGGCCCCACCGCUGCAUGAGCAGCUUCCAAUCGUACUCGACGUUCAGCUCGGAGAACCUGUCGGUGUCGGACGGCGAGGAGGGCAACACGAGCGACCGCUCCAACAGCGGCCCGCUGGAGCGCCUGAGCGGCAGCCAGGAGGAACACCUGGACGAGCUGCUGGCCCACACGCCCGAGAUCCCCAUCGACAUCUCCACGCAGUCCGACGGCCUCUCCGACAAGGAGUGUGCCGUGCGCCGCGUCAAGACACAGAUCUCCCUGGGCAAGCUGUGCACCGACGAGCACAGCUAUGAGAACCCGUUGCACUUUGGGGACUCCGACACCGACUCAGAUGCCGAGUGUUCCGACGCAACGAUCCGCAACCCCAAACCCUGCGCCCCCUCUUCCUGGUGAGGAUCGAACCCAACCUCGCAAAACCCCGUCUCUGCACGAGGGAAACCAUGGCAAUAACCAACCAGAUUGGCUGUAUGCAGCCACACCCUCAACCCCCCACCUCCCAAACUCGCUGACAACCCCUUCCCCUCCCUCCUGCCCUCAUUACCCAGUCACCUUGGCAACCUAAAGCAGGGAUUCCUUCGAAUGACACUGUAGCAAAAUAUAUAGCAUUCAAAAUUUUUAUUUUUGUUUGAAGUCUCGAGGAAGUGAAAACAAAAUCAGGAACUCUGUAUAGAUAGAAUCAAAAUCGAACAAAGAAAAAAAACUAAAAAAAAAAAUAACUUUGCAAUGUAGAUGUGUGGGUGGAGUAUAUGUGCUUGAGUCGACUGAUUUGGGACACUAAUGUUUGUGACCCGAGAGACUGGGCAUUUGUGUAGAAUAUGAAGCAAGUGUGUGUGUGUGUGUGUGUGUGCGCACAUAUGUAUGUAUGUGUGUAUGAGAAUGUGUGUGUCUGUGUUGAGUCCUUGAGUUCUUGGGCAUAGCAGUAGAUCAGUGUGUAGUUGAAGACCAUUCCAUGAUGGGGGGCCAGCUGUAGACUGUCCUUUCUGAAGGGACGGACCUGAUAAGUGUUCCUCCACCUUUGCCCUGCGCAUCCACCUCCACAUAAUCUAGCCAGCCUCCUCUGUCUGGCUACGCAGAGCUACCUGUUGAAUCUCUAGGUUUACAGAAUCGACCCCCCCCCCCACCACCACCACACACACACACACACACACACACACAUACCCCCCUAUUUAUCCCAUCCCCAGCCCUGCCUAUCACCUCAGCAGGGGGAAUCAGGGAUGGUGUACCCCAAGUUUUUAGACACCAGCAUGAGACAUUCAUCCUCCUGUCUGUCCAUAUUCCCUCUCUCUCUCUCUCUCUCUCUCUCUCUCUCUCUCUCUCUCUCUCUCUUUCUCCUCUCUCUCUCUAUCUCUCUUUCUCUUUCUUUCUCUCCGCCAACGUGCUUUUGUUCGAAUGGAUCUCUUCUCCCCCAAACCCAACCGUAGAACCCCCUCUCUCCUGCAUGGCCCCCCGCAAGUGUUCAACAAGUCACUGGGUUCGUCAUCACUGUUGUCGCAGAGACCAGGAAGAUGGACUUCGGAGGCAGGCGCCCACCCCCACCUCAGACUGGACCAGAAAGGGGGCGAUCACACAGGAAGCUGUUUAAAGGCAGCGUGCUUGUUUGACGUCAGAAACAAACACACACACACACACAAACACACACACACACACGACUAUGCGCUGCUCCUGUCCUUCCCGUUGUUCCUUCAUCUCAGGAGUGUUGGAAAUAGAAGAGGACUGAGAGACUUAAUGGACGAGCACCAACAAAUACAAACAAAGGCCGUUAAGGACUCCUAAUGUAAAGCAGGUUUUAGUCUUCUGGGCAGACCUGCAUCUCUGCUCAUCUAUGUUUGGUUUAACAUGGUUGACUUUUUUUUCUCAUUAUGUUUUCCUGGUCAUUCACCUGCCCAUAAAUAGUAGAAUUUGUGCAGCGUUGGUUUUUUGCGGUGAAUUUGCAGUAUCCCUUUUAAGGAGUUCGCUCAGGCAUAAAAGUCUGUCUUUUUUCGUUGUUGUUGUUUAUUGUUGUUGUUAUUGUUGUUGUUCUUGCCGUUCCUGUUGAUGUUAUUGUUUUUGUUUAUGCACUUGUUUCUUUGUCUGUUUGCGUCGUUGGUGCUGAAUGAGCGUAUAAAUGAAUGUUUACAGAAAGGUAUUUGAAAAAGAAAACAAACACACUAAAGAAGCACAGGCUCGGCUCCCUGCCCGCCCACUGCGGUCAGAUGCUUGGACCAGGAACGAACCAGCAAUAAUGUCGGUUUCCGCUCAGGCUGAAAAUAGGUUUGACCCGCUCAGGAGUGUCCAGCAGGCUGGACAGACAGACGCUCGGACAAGUCAGAGGUGACGUGUAGUGAAAAGCAGCUUUCGAGAUCCUUUAUAUUUUUUAACUGAGAAUUCCAGAAUCUGAUGCUCAGGUAUUGAUUUGACCACAGUGUUCAGCGUAAUAGCAAUGGGUGCCCACUAGGUGGCUGCAGACUUCUUGAUCUACAUAUAUAUUUUUAACCCCCACAAUCCUUGCUGUCAAGGAGAGAUGGUAUUUAAUUUUGCAUUGAGCCCAGUAAGGCUAGAACUGACUUACUACUUAGUGAACUUAACUGUGUCAUACUUGUACAUGUACUGCUGUCACAAAUUUGUAUGUUUUGUUUUUUCUAUCCAAGUGAAGGGAUACUGCAUCUUCCCCAUAAACUUUCCCUGCUAUCUAGGCUAUCCAUUUUAAUUGUUGUCUUUCAUUUUAUGGUGUAUGUAUUGAAGGUGUCAUUAGAUUGGCCAGUUGUUAACUAGAUAAAAGUGAUAUCUUGUUCUUGUUCGUGAAGAGAUGUUGGCAAACGUGGCAUAGCCUAAGCUGUGAAAUGAAAAUGCUUCAGCCCGUUUCGUAUGGUUUCACGCUUUUGGACAAUUGCCGAAAACAAGUUCCAGGUUUCCAGGCAACAGAAUGCCAGAGGAAGAACUGACUGUCAUAACGUCUAAUGUCUUGAUAUCUGUCAAGCCGCCCGCCUGCUGUAUAGCCACUUUAAUAUCCAGAUCAGUAGCGUGAGAACUGGGUUUUAGGGUUGAGUAGACCAAAUGUCAGCCAACUCAAAAGACAAGAUUAUUGUGAUGUGUGUGGGAUUUGUUUUUCAUGAAACGGGCCCAUUGUGUUGAAUCAAACUUGUUUAUUUUGUUUACGUGUGAUCCACUUAAUAUUACACUAUUCUGACCACCAGAAAUCAAACUGUGGUGUUAUGACAAAAACUGCAAUGAUGACUGGCAUAUGGAAGCCAUCAAUAGAUCCUUGUAAAGUAUCAUUUAUUUUAUUUGUUGAUUUAAGUUUAAUUUAAUUUAAUUUAAUUUAAUUUAAUGUUAUUUUUCUCUUGGAUAUUUUGUAGCUGGUCUACAUGAUUAUUAAGUUAACUUAUUAUGGAUAACCUGGACAGGUAAAAGAAAUCAGUGUAAUAAUCUCUUGACUUAUUGACUUUUUUGCUUGCUUGUUUGUUUGUUUUCUCUAUCUUUUGACAUCUCAGUAAUUCUGACUGGAUUGAAAACCUCUGAGGUCUGUAAAGUAAUCAGUAUAGGACACUGUUGGAAAUGAUCAUGCUACCGGACGAUUGAGAUAAAAUCCUCUGUAACUUCUCUUCUUGUCUCUGUCCUCCUCUGACGGUGGUCUUCAGUUCCCUAAUGACCCACUCCUGUAGGCUUGUAGGGCUCCCACGUCCCACCCAAAGCAGAGUAGUUAUCACAUAUCAGCUGAAGCUGUGUUGACCAACAGACGUAGCCAGUAGGCCAUGACAGAAUUUCACCACCUUGUAGGACAUCCAGGACACCAGCCUCCCCAGGUCAAUCUUUCAAGGGCAUUUCUUUUUUAUCUGCUCCACUGUCCCGUGUUUGAGGUUGCCGUUGGCAACAAGGGAGUGUUGUCCGUGUACCACCUUAUCUAGUAUCAGACCGCUCCACAGACAGACAGGAGGGUCUGCUUUAAACGCAGGCACUUCACUGGCACGAUGCCAAAACACAUCCAGGAUACAGUGUUAGUUCCUAAUCACACACACACACACACACACACACACACACACACACACACACACACACACACACUGGUGUAAUCUGGACUCUGGUCACGAUUGCCAGGUUGCAAACAUGUAUUCAGCUCUAGUGGUAGGUCGAGAUUGGUAGAGUUUUAGUGCGUAGACUUUUACAAGCAGAGAAAGACCGACUCCUAGGAGAGGCUGGCGCUGUGGAUCCGGCUGGCAGCUGGGCCAAAUCCGGUUGCAAGCCGGCAGCUAUCUGAGCAAGAGGAAGUACCACACUGUCAGGCUAUAGACAUCUGCCAACACCUCAGCCAACGGGUGAUUCUCUCUCUCUCUCUCUCUCUCUCUCUAUCUAUCUAUCUAUCUAUCUUUCUUUCUGUUUCAUCAUAUUCUCUCAUUCUCUUGAAUAUUCCAUAUUACAAUUGCUUCUUUUUCCCCCCCAAACGGUUCUGUUAAUAGUAACUGACUGUGUGCAGAAUGUCAUUUUAAUCUGUUGAAACCUCAUUUCUUCCUCCUGGUUUAUGUCUCUCCCUCUUCCAUGUCUGUCUUUCUUCACUUAUGCCCCGCCUUUUCCCCCCUUCGCCUGUAUUUUUUUUUCUUGAAUGGCGUAAUGAUCAACCAAUCCUGACAGUUUCCUGUAUUAGCCAGUGUACAGUGCAAUGGGGAGAGGGGGUGGGAGUGAAAUCAAAGCAAACAACUGCAUGGAAUAAACACUGCUGUACUGUACCAAA